CUGGCUAAUUCUCUGACAUCGCAACUUAGAAAGCCACAUUUUAUCCAAGGACAAUGCUAUCUGGUAUGUUGUCAUGAUGAUGAAAAGCCUGUAAUCAUGAACAUGCUUCUAGGGUUGGUGUGCUGGAAGCUGUUAUGCCCAUUGAAGAGCCUACAGGGCAUACGCCUCAGGUUGGUCUGCCUGCAGUGCUUCCCACGGCUCUUGAUUCACCUGCAACUGAGCGCCAGCAAGUUCAGCCUCUGUUUCAUUCAGCCUUUACCACGUUCACUCCUGGGGCUCCUGGGUUCCCAACGCCGCAGGUCGUAGCUUCUCCUGCAGCUCAUACAGGUUUGCUAAGCCUUCCUAUUCCUGUGAGGAUCGUCUUGUGUGGCCACUCAAUUUUGUUCUGGGCUCAUCGGCGGGCAUCUUCGUCUGCUCCCGGAACUCAGCUGCCGCUUUCUGCCACAGCUACGGUCCAUUGGGUAGCCCGUAGGGGCAUGCUAUGGGAUGCGUUUUUACCUUCUGUGUGUCAGAUUAUGUCGGCAGCCGAUCGGCCACAUAUCUUGUUGGUUCAUUUGGGGGAAAAUGAUUUGGUGCAGCGUCCAGGAUUGGACUUGCUGCUCAAGGUUACGCGCGAUCUCAAGUGGCUUAUUAGCUCGUACACCCAACUUAUAAUUGUUUGGUCAGACAUGCUAGUCAGAAGGGUGUGGAGGGGUGCUGUUAUCCCAAUCGGAUCGAUAGGUCUAGGAAAUGGGUUAACAGGAAAAUCUGGGCAUUAGUUCUGUCGCUUGGUGGGGCAUUCAUUCCCCAUAAUAGGAUUAAGUUCCAUGCCCCAUAUUUGUUCCGGGGUGAUGGGGUUCAUCUUUCGGAGCAGGGGUGUGAUUUGUUUUUGGAGGAUCUUAUGAAGGGUUUACGGGAUUUGUUAUCUUCAUUGGGUUGAGGGGAACAAGCUUAAGCUGAUCCCCUCUUGUGGCAUAGAAUUCGGGCAGGUGAGGUAUAUGGGGAUUAUAUUUAGGCGGUUAAGGCAUCCUGAGAAAGGGGCACUCCCCAGGGAACCAUCAGGGCUUCAUGCAUGGUGGCGAUCUGGAUGGUGUCCUUGUGGGACUGGCUUGUGCAUCAUGGUGAACGCCUGUACGGCGGGGCCAUGGUGUGGAGGUUGGAACCACGCACCUGGCUCCAAAAGCAAGGAGGGGGGAUUUCACCUGCAUCCUUGACUGUGGAGUUAUGCAAUGAGGUGAAUAGAUGCCUUAAGAAGGUGGGCGUUUAGUCCCACGUAGUUAGGUUUAGCCUCACCUGCCCGAAGUACUUAUAUUUGAAUUUGGCUGUCUGGUUUUGGAUUUAGCAUGUUAUAUUUAAUAAAUAUAACAUUAUUCCAAUCUUGUGUCACGAGUCUUCCUUGUGGGGUGGCAAUAAGAUCUAGCCCACCCCAAAAGCCUGCCUGAAGAGCCAGGUCUUGAAGGCCCGGUGGAAGCUCAUCAUAGAAGGGGCAUGGCAGAGAUAAUUUGGGAGGGAGUUCCACAGGGUGGUGGCCACAAUUGAAAAAGCCCUCUCCCUAGUCCUCACCAGUGUUGAGCCUCAGCUCUCCCAGAAGGGACAGGAAGGGGGGAGGCAUGAGUUUCAGGUGCCUCUGCUGCCAGAAGACACGGAAGACUUGGGAGUUGUUGAGUCUGAGCGAGACCUUGGGGGGGGGGAAGCGAGCCUGAAUCUCAGCCAGUUCCCACGGAUGGUGCGAUCUCCAAGGAGGAGAGCGUGCCGCCCCCAGUUGCUGCUGAGGACCUGUUGGGGGAAGCUCCAGCAAAAGUGCCAACUCCUCCCGUACCAAGCAGUUCCCAGGAUGCCACCAGCGCGACGCAGUCCCCUGACCUCGAGUCCGUUACUCAGGAGCAGGUGUCUUCCGAUGAGCCAUUAGAGACACGCCCCCCGUCACCUCACUCCUGCCGCCACGAGAAACAGACAGGGCAGAGACAGGACUUGCGAAGGAGUCAGAGAUUACGAUCAAAAAUGUUCCCUACUUAAGCUUGCCGUUUACAGUGGGGAGCUGCUGUGUCAACUUCCUUCAUACGCCGCAGAGCAUGUCUAGAGUGUAGUUAGGGACUUUUAAUGAGUUAGUGCAGGUUUUUCUAUGAAGCGC
Rhineura floridana is the source of this 2110-nucleotide messenger RNA. RefSeq lists its product as uncharacterized. The record is from RefSeq and is a predicted model, not a curated record. NCBI's taxonomy places the organism in Eukaryota, Metazoa, Chordata, Lepidosauria, Squamata, Rhineuridae. The coding region runs from base 135 to 758 and encodes 207 amino acids. The transcript is spliced from 3 exons.